AUCCCACCUCACUUGCCCAGAAGUUCCCACGCCCUUCCUCCUCGCCUCCCCCUCGGAUGCUCGUCCGCUCUCUUCUCGCCCACCACUCUGCUCCCACCGUUGCCGACCUCCGCAGGCGCAGCCGGGCGCCCAUGGAAGAGCCAUUCAUUGUUACUGGCAAGAUAAUUGCCAUGAUGGUAAGAAACGGGGAAUUGCUUCCAGAAGCAGGGAUGGAGUGCCCAAAAUGCGAACAUCGCAUUGAUAAUAGUGAUGUUUCAUCACAGUGGCCAGGACUCCCUACUGGUGUUAAGUUUGAUCCUACUGAUCUUCAACUGCUUGGACAUUUAGAAGGGAAGAUUGGCAGGGCAGUGUCCCAUGUACUAAUAGAUGAUUUUAUUCCAACUAUAGAGAUGCCAGAAGGAAUCUGCUAUACACAUCCGGAAAAUCUCCCUGGUGUCAAAUCAGAUGGAACCGCCAGUCAUUUCUUCCACAAAAUUUGUAAUGCCUAUGAUGUUGGCACGCGCAAGCGUCGCAAGAUUAGCAACAGCGACUGCAAUGUUUGUGAUGAGCAUCUCAGAUGGCACAAGACUGGAAAAUCCAGACAUAUCUUAGAUAAUAACGGUGACAUAAAAGGGUGGAAGAAAAUAAUGGUUCUUAGGAAAGGAGGUGCCAAGGCAGAAAAGACUAAUUGGACGAUGCAUCAGUAUCACCUUGGGGUAGAUGAAAAUGAGAAGGAUGGGGAGCUUGUUGUUUGCAAAGUCUUCUUUCAGUUGCCGUCAGAGAAAGCUGGGCAGUCUGUAAUGUUCGCUGUUAAUGAAGAAUCCGAUUCAUUUGCUGUGAAAAUCGAUCCUACAACCCCAAUGACAUACCCUCCGCAGCCUCCUCGGCCAGACAGUAGUCCAUUCGAAACCGAGCAGAAUCAGGAGGAUGAAGAGUUCCGCCUAUCAGCUGUUCGGGGAGCCGCGGAAUGGCUCGCUGGAACCUCGUCGUAUGCCGUUGAUGACGCAGCGCUGCCUGGCCUGGAUGAACACCCGUCACGCAGCGGAACGCCGGACGCCGCCUACCCUGAGAAGCAACAUCUGCCUCUUGUUGACACGGACGCGCUCCAAGAUUUCCCCGAACCCGGAACGCCCCCGGACUUCUCCGCUCUGGCCGACUUGCCGAUCGGGUCGCUGGAUAGCUUCACAUGGCUGGACCAAGAGUAGGGGUUCUCAAGUGGCGGCGCAACGCGAAGAGGCUGUUUUUCUCGUGACGUAUGUUGUACUAUAUAUCUGUGUAUGAGUGAUGGAUCUCCGAGAAAAUUUUGUAUAUGAUCCUGCAGCUUGCUGAUGAACGUAGCUCUGCUAUGUGCCUAUGUUUACUGUUGUAGUGGUAUCAGACCUUUUUUUUAGUCCUUUUACGGUACAUCAAAUUAAUCUGAACCUUUUAAUUUUAUGAGGCAACGGUCGAGAUGAGGCAACACUACACCCAAAUUCGUGCAGUAUAUUCAAGCCUUAGGGGCAUUUUGGGUGAAUCGCUGAUAUAAAUCCUGCAGCAGCUUCCCUCCCGAAACAAUUAAGUU
Messenger RNA from Triticum aestivum (bread wheat), 1540 nucleotides. RefSeq names its product NAC domain-containing protein 73. Gene Ontology annotation, molecular function: transcription cis-regulatory region binding; DNA-binding transcription factor activity. Lineage: Eukaryota; Viridiplantae; Streptophyta; Magnoliopsida; Poales; Poaceae. Gene Ontology annotation, cellular component: nucleus. The transcript is spliced from 6 exons. The coding region runs from base 57 to 1184 and encodes 375 amino acids. Gene Ontology annotation, biological process: regulation of DNA-templated transcription. The record is from RefSeq and is a predicted model, not a curated record.